Molecule: messenger RNA, 13950 nt
Organism: Owenia fusiformis
Lineage: Eukaryota; Metazoa; Annelida; Polychaeta; Sabellida; Oweniidae
Source: the annotation of a GenBank genome assembly
AUGGACGAGUCCAUUUUGAAGGCACCACCCCUCGAAGUUGUUGUGAGCCUCGGAAUCAUUUCACCGGCAAACUCGGAUCAAGUUUCUCGCAGGAGGAGGAUGAACGUGAAUUUCUCCUCUAUUUUGGCAUAUUUUGCCUUACUUGUGCCGUUUUCAAGUCAAACAACAAGACAGAAAAGGGAUGCAACCGACACGCAGCCUAAAAUCAUUACAAACAAUGGACAUCUAAUGUUCCAAACUGGUGUAAACCAUAAUAUCACAUUCCAAUCAAACUCUGCUACAGGGGGAUAUAUAAAUAUAGAUGGUGUUAACUUCAAGACAAUAAUAGAAAAUGUAAAAACUAAUAAAGAAGAUAUAGAUAAUUUAAAAAAUAAUGGAGGGAGCAAUUUAGAGACUCGGGUCCAGAGUUUAGAGCAGAGCUUAGCUAACCUACAGCCCACUGGGAGUGUUCUACAACAACUCAAUGAGCUCACGUCGCAAAUUGCUGCACUCUCAACAAGGGUUAGCUCUUUAGAAUCUGGUAGUGGUGGAGAUGCAACUUUAGCUGAGAAGGUCCGAACUUUAGAAACUCAAGUGGCAAGGUUAAAUACGCUUCUGUCCAGCAAUGAAUGCCAGAGCAACCCAUGUAGGAAUGGAGGAACCUGUGUGGACCAGUUCAAUAGCUUCUUCUGCAGAUGUCCAAGCAACUGGCAGGGUGUUACAUGCGACCAGGAUGUGAAUGAGUGCGCAAUCUAUGCAGGAACAGACUUGGGUUGUCAAAAUGGAGCCACAUGUAUUAACACAAAUGGAGGUUACACUUGCCAAUGUACUGCCAACUGGAAUGGUAUUCGCUGUACAGAGAGCCAUGAUGAUUGUACAGGGGCUUCUAAUGAGGCACUCUGUGGCCAUGGGACCUGUGUCAACACUCCCAGGGUGCAACCCGGACUGCCAAAAUACAAAUGUAUUUGUAAUGAAGGCUGGACGACUGAUGGUUCAAACCCUGCAUGUACCACUGAUGUAGAUGAAUGUAGUGGGAACACACCUAGAUGUUCUGUUGACCCACCUGUCAGGUGUAUUAAUCUACCUGGAACUUUUAUCUGUGAAUCCUGUCCAGCAGGGUAUUCUGGGAAUGGUUAUGCAUGUGUGGAUAUCAAUGAAUGUCUUACCAACAAUGGAGGUUGUUCCCAGGCACCCAGAGUGGAAUGCAUCAACACACCAGGCUCUAGAAGAUGCGGUGCAUGUCCUCAAGGAUAUGAAGGUGAUGGUGUAACAUGUAUCUGGCGGGGCAUUUGUAGUGUCAACAAUGGAGGAUGUUACCCAACAGCCUCUUGUUCCGAGAGUCCCAAUUUGGAUGGCAGGACAUGUACCUGUCCCCCAGGCUAUAUUGGCAAUGGUGUGGGCAACAGUGGUUGUGUACAACAAGGGGGUGGUGGUACAACUGAUGCUUGCUCUAAUAACCCUUGUGAGCAUGGACGUUGCCAGGUUAGUGGGAGCUCCUAUGUUUGCAAUUGUGACCCUGGUUUCACUGGGACUCGCUGCACCAUUAACAUUGAUGAGUGUCAGAGCCAACCCUGCCAGAAUGGAGGUACAUGUAUUGAUGGAGUGAAUGCCUAUAGAUGUCGCUGUACUAGCUCAUUCACAGGAACCAACUGUGAGGAGGCCCAAGAAACAUGCGGUGGUAGACUGGAUGGGGACAGUGGCUCAUUCCGCUACCCACGGACUAGUGGCACCAACUACCCACAUAGUGUCAGCUGUGCAUGGGUUAUUACAGUCUCUACAAAUAAGAUCAUCAUGGUGUCAUUCAACAGUUUCAACAUAGAAUACCAUGCAAACUGCGACUAUGAUUUUCUACAAAUCAAUGAUGGACCAUCUGCAUCAUCUCAUCCUAUUGGAAAGUUCUGUGGGACCCAAUCACCCAUUAAUGGCCAGGGAUUCAACAGCACUCAUAAUCAGCUUUAUUUCUGGUUCCGCUCUGAUGCCUCUGUAGCUAGUGAUGGAUUCGAGGUCUCUUGGACAUCGGCAAACCCAGUUUGUGGAGGUGACUUAAUAGGUUCAGACCAUGGUUCUAUCAACAGUCCAGGUUACCCUGGCAACUACCCUAACAACAGAGAUUGUGUUUGGACAGUGUCUGUGUCACCAGGGUAUAUCAUUCAGUUCAGCUUCGCAACACUCAGUCUAGAACACCAUGAAACAUGCGAUUAUGAUUACAUUGAGAUUCGAGAUGGCCUUCUUGAUACAGACUCCCAGCUUGCUAAAUACUGCAGCACCCAGGACCCUGCCCCCCUGUCAACCACAGGGCCUUAUGCAUGGAUCAAGUUCCAUUCUGACGCCUCAGAGACAGAUCGUGGCUUUCACAUUACAUAUGCCGCCAACCAAGCUCCCAGUGGUUGUGGAGGAGCUUUCACUGAGGAAUCUGGUGUGGUGAUCUCUCCCAACUACCCCAACCCCUAUCCCCAUGACGCCCAAUGUGUCUGGACAAUAACAGGACCAGAGAGUGAGAAACUUAAACUGAUCUGGACCAACAUGGACCUAGAGGACCAUUCUGGAUGUAGCUGGGACUAUGUUGAGCUUCGAGAUGGUGCUGAUGAGACAGCUGACUUUGUUGGUAGAUAUUGUGGCACUACAGUCCCUGCACCUUUCACAUCUAACAGCAACACGCUGUGGCUCAAGUUUAAAUCGGAUGCCUCUAAUAGACAGAGUGGAUUUAGGGCAACAUGGGAAACAGCAUGUGGAGGUACAUUUUCUCAGCCUACGGGAGAGCUAGUGUCCCCCUAUUUCCCAGGAAACUACCCCAGUGAGAAAACCUGCACAUAUCUCAUAGACCAGCCUGUUGGCUACACUAUCACCUUGACCUUUGUCACCUUUGACAUUGAAGGCCAUGAGACCUGUAAUUAUGACUUUUUAGAGGUUAGAAAUGGAGCCUCAGCUGAAGGCUCUCUUAUAGGUACAUAUUGUGGUGCCACUGCUCCUGCACCUAUAGUGUCCACUGCUAACAGUCUUUGGCUGAAGUUCCAGUCAGAUGGCAGUGUACAGAACAAUGGAUUCAAGGCUACAUAUACAACCAAUGAUAAUGGAGGCACUGGAUCAGGAUGUGGAGGAAGUUUGACAGAGAAUGUUGGAGCUUUCCAGAGUCCAGGCCACCCUGAUGUUUACCCACAUGGAAUACAGUGUGCCUGGUACAUAACUGUGGCUGAGGGAUUGGUCAUACGACUAACUUUCAGUACAUUUAGCCUGGAGGAUCAUUCCGACUGCAACUAUGACUAUGUGGAGGUCUAUGACAAUUCUACUACAACUGAAACUGGAGGAUUGCUAGGAAGGUAUUGUGGGUCAUCUACACCUCCUGUGCUGACAUCAGCGGAGAAUGUAAUGACAGUGAUCUUCCACUCAGAUGCCAGUGUUGCACAACAAGGUUUCGCAGCAUCUUACGUUGGUCUCAAUGCAACUACAUUGUGUGGUGGAGACCUUACAGAUGAGACAGGUCUGAUAACAAGUCCUAACUACCCCAACAACUAUUUCCACUCAAGAGAAUGUGAGUGGACAAUAGUGUUGUCCCAGGGCAAGCAGAUCCUACUGAACAUCACUGAUUUCAUCAUGGAGAGCCAUUCCAGCUGCAAUUAUGACUACCUCGAAAUAAGAAAUGGUGGCUAUCAUAGUUCUCCUUUGAUUGGCAAGUAUUGUGGUACACAGAUAGAGCCAAUCAUCCGCUCAGAUAGCAACAGAAUGUACCUGAAGAUGGUCACUGACUCCUCCCAGUCUGCGAGAGGCUUUCAGAUCUAUUACGAUGGAACCACAUCAGGAUGCGGUGGAUCACUGACAACCCCCACUGGUAGUUUUGUGUCCCCCAACUAUCCCCUGGCCUAUGGACACAAUGCUGAAUGCUACUGGACGAUCACAGUAGCCAGAGGCAGUACUAUCAAUCUAGUCUUUGUAGACUUUGAUAUUGAGACUCACGGGACUUGUGCUUACGAUUAUGUUCAAGUGAAAGAAAAGGACAUAAAUGGUAACGAGUUGGGUAGGUUUUGUGGAGAGUCGGCACCUAACCCUCUUACAUCUGUAACCAAUCAACUAUGGGUUAAGUUCAGGACUGAUGUAUCAGAAGCUGGGCGAGGAUUCCACGCCUCAUACUUCUCAAUUUGUAACAACAGACUGACAGACUUCAGAGGCGUUAUAGAAUCACCAAAUUUCCCAGAUCCCUAUCCUCAUGAUCGCAACUGCACUUGGGUAAUAGAGGCCUCCAUUGGUAAUACAGUGAAUGUUUCAUUCUCUCAUUUCGCCUUAGAAGACCACUCCAACUGCCGUUAUGAUUUUGUGGAGUUUCGAGAUGGGGAGGAUGCAAGUGCUACUUCAUUGGGUAAAUACUGUGGAGAAAACAUGCUACCCCCUGAUAUAGCCAGUACAGGACAGUAUCUCUAUAUACAGUUUGUGUCUGACUCCUCAGUGGCUAGCAAUGGCUUCAGACUGGAGUAUGUGAUGAAUGGAUGUGGAGGAGAUCUCACUGGACCAACAGGUGAGCUCAGCAGCCCUAAUUAUCCAAACCCCUAUCCAAACAGGAGGGAGUGUCUUUGGAAGAUCACAGUGGAGAUUGGAAUGAGGGUGGAGCUGUCCAUUGAUGACUUUGACUUAGAGAGUCAUAGUGAAUGCAACUAUGAUGUUCUUGAGGUAUAUGGGGGACGAGAUGACCUGGCCCCUCUGUUGACUAAGCUAUGCCACACCCAGACUACAGUGCAGAAAGUUACUGCUACAGGGAACACAAUGUUCCUUAGGUUUAAGAGUGAUGUCUCACAGGCUGGUAAGGGUUUCCAUGCAACAUACAGAGCACUCACUGGAGGUUGUGGUGGCAACUUUUCUACCCCAACUGGUACAAUUGUCUCUCCAAAUUAUCCCUCUGCCUAUCCCAGUAACACAGACUGUGAAUGGGUCAUUAGUGUUGAGCAACAUAAAAAGGUGGAGCUAACUUUUGAAGAUUUUGAUGUUGAAGGUCAUGCGACGUGUACCUAUGAUGCUGUCAGUGUAUAUGAUGGAGAGAGCCAGGCAUUCCCACUAUUGUUGAAGGCAUGUGGCAAUGGACUCCCAAACCCAAGUAUGAUAAGGUCAUCAGCAGAAGACAUGUACAUCAGAAUGGACUCAGAUGGAUCAGUACAAGCUAGAGGCUUUAAGGCAUCAUACAAGCUUGGCUGUGGUGGUACAAUGGAUGCUGAAGAUGAUGGUGAGAUAUUUUCUCCCAACUAUCCAGCAGUUUAUCCAGCUAAUUCUAACUGUAGCUGGUUGAUCCUAGCUGACCAUGAAGGAGACAGAGUGACCUUGACUAUGACACAUCUUGACCUUGAGGACCUCAACGCUAAUUGCAGCCAUGACUAUGUUGUAGUCAAGGAUGGGAACAAUGAAUUUGCCCCAGAUAUAGGCGUAUACUGUGGAACCACCAUACCUGCCCCAAUAACCUCUCAAGGACCAGCCCUUUAUGUGACAUUUGUAUCUGAUUUGAGUGACCAGAGAACUGGCUUCAGGGCUGUCUACUCAAAAUCUAUAUCAUCAUGUGGAGGAGACCUGACAUCAGAACAUGGAGCUUUCAACAGCCCUGGAUUCCCCAACAACUACCCCAACAGUGUGGAGUGCAUAUGGACCAUGACAGCCUCUGCAGGCAACAGAAUACAACUUGUCUUCAGUUUCUUCGAUCUGCAGAAUGAUGUUUAUUGUAACUUUGACUAUGUGGAGGUGCGUGAUGGAGGCCUUGGGGGUACAUUGCUCGGACGUUUCUGUGGUAACAACAUCCCCGCAAACAUGACUGUAGGUCAGAACCUGUGGGUAAAGUUUAGAAGUGACCAGGGAACAACUGGCCAGGGAUUCCAGGCCCAAUAUGCCACAUUAUAUGGAGGAGAUUUGUCCGGAUCAUCAGGGCAGAUUGCAUCUCCUCUCCACCCAUCUAGUUAUCCUAAUAAUGCGCAUUACACUUGGACUGUGACAGUCCCCAGCGACCACUAUGUUAGGAUCACCUUCCAGCUGAUCGAUAUUGAAGGCUCUUUUGGUAGAUGUUCAUAUGAUUAUAUCAAGUUCAGGGAUGGCUUGUUUGAGACGAGUCCUGAAAUCUUUACAACAUGUGGAACAGCUCUCCCAGAUCCUUUCUCCAGUACAGGGAACACAAUACACAUAGAAUUCCACACUGACUUCUCUGGUGUAGGCCAAGGUUUCCUCUUAGACUGGGAGGCCACAGCAUCAGCUGUUGUUACCCCAACAAUACCACCAGUAACAAACCCAAUUUCCGGCUGUGGUGGUGAACUGACAGCUGUUGGUACACAGCAGGCCUUCACUUCUCCUGGUUAUCCUAAUGGCUAUGCAAACAGUCUGUCAUGUACUUGGGUGUUGAGAGCAGAACAGGGGAACAAAGUCUGGUUCAACAUAUCUGAUAUUGACCUGGAAUCACAUGGUUCUUGUAACUAUGACAAAGUCACAGUAUUUGAUAAUGAUAGCCCCAGCAAUUUCUUCAAACUCGGGGAAUACUGUGGUAGAGAAGGCAAUACCAACCCCCUAUUGUCUACCAGGAAUGUCAUGACAGUUCAGUUUACCACUGACUCCAGCGUCAACAGAACAGGCUUCAUGGCUAACUUUAAGACAGCCUGUGGAGGUAGACUGACUACUCCUGUUGGGGUGAUAAUGAGUCCUAGUUUCCCCACCAACUAUCCUGCCAACUCUGAUUGCAUCUGGAUAGUACAGGUGGCCACUGGUCGCACAGUCUCUUUGUUAUUUGAGACCUUUGAUAUUCAGCGCUCAGCUGAUUGCUCAGCAGAUUACUUGCAGUUGUUGAAUGGAGGAACAGCCAGUUCACCCCCUCUUGGAUCAUCCUCCAGUGGACGCUACUGCGGCAACUCCGCCCCAACAUUGCCUGCAACCAGCAGUAAUCUUCUCUUUGUGAAGUUCGCUUCCGAUGCCACUGGGAGCACACAGGGCUUCAAGGCCACCUAUCGAGAGGAAUCUGUGACAUGUGGAGGGCGUUAUACGUUGACAACAUCAGUCACAAGUGGUACUAUCAUGUCACCAAAUUAUCCCCAGAAUUACCCACAGAAUUCUGACUGUGUAUGGGUGAUCACUGCCCCCACUACAGACAGGAUACAGAUAGAUGUCGAUUCCGAUUUUUACAUUGAACAGCAUGGAAGUUGUCAAUAUGACUUCCUCAAUGUCCUUGAUGGUGGCACCGAGAACUCGCCAUCUAUUGGUAAAUAUUGCGGAACGACUGCUCCAAGCUCCCUCUUUUCUACAGACAAUGUCAUAUACAUUCGGUUCAGAUCAGAUGAUAGUGUGGCUCACAAAGGUUUCAGAGCAACAUACAAAAUAGCCACAUGUGGUGGUACAGUUAGCGGAGACAGUGGCUCCAUCAUGAGCCCCAACUAUCCAGCAAACUAUGAUAACUCCGCUAACUGUGAGUGGUACAUCCAAGGUCCAACUGGUCACUAUCUUACCUUGACAUUUGAAGCUUUCAACCUUGAAGCCAGCUCUAACUGUGCAUCAGCUGAUUAUGUAAGGAUUAGGGAGCUUAAUGGAACUGGCCUUGGUGAAGGUAGCAUAGGGGCUGAACUGGGAGAAUUUUGUGGUAACACAAUCCCUCAACCAGUUGAUACCUCUGACAACUCUGCUCAUGUAACAUUCAGGUCUAACAAUGCAAAUGCAUACUCUGGAUUCAAGCUCAACUAUGUAGCCAGUUUGGAAGUAUGCGGUGGAGACUUCACAGCACCAACAGGUGUAUUCACCAGCCCCAAUUUCCCAGGGCAGUACCCCCAUUCCAGGCAGUGCUCAUGGCGUAUUACAGUAGCCACAGACAGGCGUGUAACACUUCAGUUCACAUCCUUUAAUCUUGAACCUGGUUUAAGUUGCAGCUAUGACUAUGUUCUGGUGCGUAAUGGACUUCGCCCAACCUCUCCAGUGAUAGCCCGGCUGUGUGGAAAUGAUGUCCCUGAUGUCAUUGAGAGCAGUGGCAACACUAUGCUUGUUGCAUUUGUAUCUGAUGGUUCGGAGUCAAAUGGAGGAUUCAGUGCCACCUAUAGUUCAAAUAAUGAACCUAAAUGUGGUGGUACAUACCCUAAUGUAGAGGCAGGUGCCCCUACAGGCGUUAUCCAGUCUCCAGGCUAUGAGCAGGGUGGCUAUAACAACAGUGAGGAAUGUGUUUGGGUGCUCAGCUCAGAUCAUGCCACCAUUGGCAAGUCUUGGCUGGUCAAAUUCCUGGACUUUGCUCUGGAGAACCAUGGUGAAUGCAGAUAUGAUUAUUUGGAAGUCAGAGAAGGCACUGAUGAGACUGGUACCCUAGUGAGCAGAUUCUGCAACAAUGAGACCAUACCAGAACCCAUUAUAUCUCCCAGUCCCUCAGUCUGGAUGAUGUUUAGCACUGACACGUCACAGACAGAUAGAGGCUUUUCACUAGAAUACAGUGUUUCCAAUUGUGGUGGCAUAUUGACUGAUUCUGCUGGAGAGAUAACAAGUCCCAACUACCCUAACAAUUAUGACCAUGAUGAUGCAUGCGCUUGGCUUAUACAGGGCCCAGAGAACUCGCAGAUCACGGUGACUGUGACUGAUCUGGGUAUUGAAAACCAUGACCAGUGUAACUACGAUUAUCUUGAGUUCUUCAAUGGUGGCAGUUACUCAUCUCCAUCUAUUGGCAAGUUCUGUGGCAGUAACAAACCAGAAGUGUUCAAGUCUCAGAGCAACUUGGUCAGGAUUGUCUUCAAGUCUGAUGGAUCUUCCUCUGCAAGGGGAUUCAGGUUGACAUAUACAGCAGAUUCUGGAGGUUGUGGAGGUACAUACCACUCUCAGACAGGCACACUAAUGUCUCCUAACUUCCCCAGUAAUUAUCCACACAACACUGAAUGUAUCUGGGAGAUAAUUGUCGAUUCUGGCUACCAUGUUCUCCUUCAGUUUGAUGAUCGGUUUGAGAUUGAGCGCGAGAACAACUGCACAUAUGAUUAUGUAGAGGUGUCUGACUAUCUGGAUGAUGGUUCUAUGCCAGUUCUAGGCAGGUUCUGCUCCAGUGUUAAGCCAGAUGAUGUACGUUCCACUUCAAGCAGAAUGAGGGUGAAGUUCCGUUCAGAUCCAUUCACAAAUGCUAAUGGUUUCUCUGCAAACUGGACCACAGGAUGUGGAGCCAUCUAUACCAAAGAUAAAGAUAUUAUCCAAUCACCAGGCUUCCCUAACAAUUAUGCGAACAACCUCCACUGUGAAUACCUGAUCUCCGUCGACCCACAAAAAUACGUUGUGUUCCAGUUCAAGGAGAAUGGCUUCAGUAUUGAAGGUGAUGGAAGUGCCUUGAAUUUUACUGGAGAUAACCCAAAUAUCACUGCAAUCAUCAAGGCUCCCAUUUUGAUAGGUCCAAGUGAAGUUCCAAAUGCUGGGUUUGAAUGUAGGUACGACUACAUUGAAGUAUUUGCUGGAAACAGCACAGAUACUGGUUCACUUGGAAAGUUCUGUGGAGCCACUCCUCCCCAGCCUUUCAGCUCCCUGGGACAGAUGCUCAUAAUAUUUCACACUGACAGUUCCAUCACCGAUAGAGGGUUCAAGGCAGAGUAUGUAGCCUCAGAUUGUGGAGGAGUGUUCACAGAACCUACAGGCAUCAUACGUACACCAACCCACCCUGUAGAUUACCAUAACAACCACAACUGUUCCUGGUAUAUCACUGUACAGGAAGACAGGGUAGUUGAGCUCAAGUUUGACCUCUUUGAUGUUGAGCCGCACACAAGAUGUGCAUAUGAUUACGUGGAAGUCUUUGAUGGGCCUGAUGGAUAUGCUCCAAAGAUUGGUAGAUUCUGUGGUGAUGUCAUUCCUGAUACAAUCAGGAGUACCGAAAACACUCUCUAUGUGAAUUUCAUCACAGAUGCCAGUGUUACAAAGGGAGGCUUCAGUGCUGCUUAUACAACAACAUUUGGUAUUAACCAAGGUUGUGGAGGUCUGCUGAACCAGAGUUCAGGUAGCAUAGGGUCUGUAGAUGCUACUGGCAAUGGAUACUAUGAGAACAACCUGGACUGUACCUGGCAGAUCAUCGUGCCCAAUGAUAAUAUUGUCAAGGUUACAUUCCUACAGAUGGAUCUCGAGAGUGAUAUUGGAUGUGGUUAUGACUAUGUUGAGGUACGAGAUGGAUUUUUCAAAGAGGAUGCAGUUAUUGGCAAGUUCUGUGGCAAUAGCUUGCCAUCUGUCAUCCUUGCCUCUUCCAACACGUUGUAUGUUAGUUUUGUCUCUGAUAGCAGCAUCACCAGGUCUGGCUUCAAUUUCACCUUUGAGGGAGUUCCAGCUGACUGUGGUGGAGUACAUAGUGUAACAACAGCCAUGCAGACCAUCACAUCCCCCGAGUACCCUGGUAACUACCCUCACAAUCUAAGGUGUCGAUGGACCCUAGACGCCCCUGAGAAUCAACAGAUCUACCUGGAAGUCACAGACAUAGAUAUAGAAGAUGAGAGCUCUUGCCAAUAUGAUUACAUGGAGAUCAGAGAUGCACCUCUUGGUCUAAAUGGUCAGUCUGUUCAUGCUUGUGGGACGGUAGCGCCACCUGCAUUCCGUUCCCUAGACCGUAAUGCCCAGAUCAACUUUGUCACUGAUGGCUCAUCCGCUGGAAAAGGCUUCUCCCUUAAUUACAUGAUAGCAUCAUGCAACAGAACAUAUGAAGGAGACAAUGGACGAAUACUGAGCCCUGGUUACCCUGGCAACUAUCCUGUAAAUGCAUUCUGUGAGGUGUCAGUGACAGUUCCUGAGGGUCAUGGUCUCAGUUUGUUCUUUAACCAGUUCUAUAUUGAACCCCACACACAGUGCAGAUAUGACUACUUAGAGGUGUAUAAUGGUUCUGACGACAGUGCUGUCCUGAUCCAGAAGCUGUGUGGCAGUUCUAUUCCUAACCCAAUCUUCCCAUCUGGCAACAGUGUCUUCAUGAGAUUUAUCACAGAUGCUUCUCUAACUCACCUUGGCUAUGACAUCACAUAUACAUCAUCACCAAAUGGCUGUGGAGGUAAUAUAACUUCAACAUCUGGUAGCUUGACCAGCCCUGGCUACCCAGGAAACUACCCUCAUGACAAGACAUGUGAAUGGCUUAUAACUGUACCUAAAAGACGUGUAGUUAAGCUGAAGUUUAGUGACUUUAACAUGGAAGCCCACUCAAGCUGCCAGUCUGAUUACCUAGCUGUUUAUGAUGGACCCGAUUCAGGGGCUAGACUUCAUGGCCGUUACUGUGGGGCUGUGAAUCCAGCAGACUUUGAUUCGUCAACCAAUCAGAUCUUUAUUCAGUUUAGAUCAGACUCAGCAGAUUCAGGAACUGGCUUCAGAGUUGAAUUCUCUAGUUAGUUUCCCUAACCAUCAGUAGAUGGCAUUGCUCACUAAUUACAAAACAUUCGUCAAACGAAAUAUUCAAUUACGGUAAUCACAUAUCCAACUAAUUACUGUUAUGGUGAUUACUUGGUUAUUGAACCUGUUCAACCCGAUUCUAUUUAGAGUAAUAAGCUAUUAUUAAAAUUUGAGGAAAUAGUGAGCACUUACUUAGAAAUCCGAGACUAAUGUUUAAAUUGUGUUGAGUGCAGUGUUGUAUUUAAUGGCUCGCAUUACACAGCACCAAUCUUAUAAAAUAUGUGAACACGUAAUAUGAUGUUACGAAAAAGGGACCAAACAGCUGAAGACUUCAAUGUGUAGUUCAACUUAGAAUUCCAACCAUUUUUAGAACUAACAUUCCCAUUUUUUGUUGGUGUAUUUAUGCUUCUUACAUUGUUUUUGCCUGUCAUGGUUUUGAUAAAUUUACCUUAUCUGUGGUUUUUAUCUGUGGUUUUUGUUGAUUUGCCUUAAGUUAUGGUUGUAUAAAAGAUUUGUCCCAUUGUUGGUUGUAAUAAAAUUGUGCAAUCAUCAUAAUCAUUGGUUAUAUGUCAUAUCAAUGAAAUUAUUCUAUCUUUGAUUAUAAUAAAAUUAUCAUAUCAUUGGUUUUAAUGAAAUUAUUCUGUCUUUGGUUCUAAUAAAAUUGUCCCAUUGUUUUUUUUUGUAUUAAAAUUGUCCAAUUCUUGAUUGUGAUUGAAUAAUUGUAUCAUUGGUUUUAAAAUAAAAUUGUCAUAUCGUUGGUUUUAAUGAAAUUGUCCCAUCCUUGUUUGUAUUAAAAUUGUCAUAUUAUUGAUCGAAAUAGAAUUACCCUAUCAUUGACUCUCAUACUAUUAUAUAUGUGUAAUUAUGAUUUAUUUCAGAGACAUAAAUGUACUAUUUGUCUCUGUUUCUGUUGUGGUGUCAGUUUCAGUUUAAUUUUAGUGUUGAAUAUCAUUGAGAAACACCCUUAUUAAUGAAUGUUAUGCCUAUCAUAGUUGUAUAUAAUUGUAUAUCAUUUUCGAAUGAUGUGAUUGUGUUAUGUUAAUAAGUAACAUUACCUAGUAUGCGUGAUAUAAGUGUGUAUUUCAUAGGUAUAUUGUCUAAUUACAUACUGACUGUCAAACGAUUCGACAUAAAAUUUUGAUUUUUUGUAUUUGAGAUCAGAGGAAUGUGUAUGUGAAAUUUUUGACAUACAGUAUUUUCAUUGUUAUGUAUAUAUUUUAAAUUGUUUGAUCUACACAAUUGUUAAUGGAAAUGUUAUAUUACUGUUGUGAACUGUGACUGAAAGAUGAAAGUUAUUUCAGUUAUUAUUAUGUUUAAGAUAAUAACUUGAAAUUAUGGUAAAAAUAAGAUUGAAAAUAAUUUAGAUCAACGGGACAAUUAUUCCAAGUGAAUCAAGGUAUUCUAGAGUUGCGGACCUUUUUUUCCUGUGACUAUUCUCUUGAAAAAUGAUAAAAGUGUAUAACAUGUCACUUAACACCUUAGUCAUGUGAGAAAUAUGGUUGUUGUUACCCGCAGACAUUUUGAUUAGAUAUUAUUAAAGGUAUUUUUCAUUUGUGUCAUAAGUGUACAGUGUCACUAACUAAUAAUAUAUGAAGUAUAAUUAAAGCUUCAUAGGAUAUGAAGAAUUCUAUCUCUUAAUUAAAAGUCAUCUACGUUUGUAUCGCUAAGGAAACAUGCAUGGAAUUUUGUCUUAUUCUGGAAAAUGAUUGGAUGAUAUUGAAUAAAUUGAUGAGAUCAUUAUUGGGAGAUUCUGGACCAUACAGCAAUUCAAACAUGGUAAACAUUUUAUAAAUACUCAAAAUUCCCCUGCAAACGAUGCCAUAUAGCCCAGUAAUGAACUUUAUGGAACAAAAGUUGUCUGAGUGUUGUCUUAGAAAGUGUUGCCUUAGAAAACUUGCAGUACAAAGCAUUAUAUACAGCUGAAUGUAUAAGUGAAUGUAUAAAAAAUAAAGAUGUGCAAUCCUCAAUAAAUGUACAGCUAUAUCAAUUCUUCAAUGUACAGCUGAUGGCAAGUUUACAGGUGUCUUCAGCUUCAUUUACAAUGUAUUUCUACAAAACUGUUUGAAACUAAGUAUUAGUUAGUAUUACAUGUUCUUCAAAAGCAGAAGUAUAUAUCUAUUACAUAAUUCAUGGGCAUAUGCAAUAUUGUAAAAUGGUGUUUUUGCAGCAGAUCGCUAAAUAAUUUUUGCUUAUUGUCCGUCCGUUUAAGCGAUACACUUGAACAAAUGAUUUGUAUAUAAAUUCAUAGUUUAGUUAUACAUGUGCUGUUGUAUGCCUACUUAGAAUGUGUAGAAGCAUAUUUGUAGUAUAUAUUAUAGAAAAAAUCAUAUAGAAAUGUUAAACAAUAUCAAAGUACAUGUAAAAUUGGGUCCAAUUAAUACCAUUUAAUACUUUAUACAGUACAUGUCUAGUGUCUUAUGGAAAACUAGUCUUAUACAAUCAGACUUGUUUUCUAUUUUUAGCUUCUUUAACCUUCAUCAUGUAUUAAAAGGUAUUGAAUGGUCAACUUUUUUAAUCAUUGUAAAAUGUAUGAAAACUGCUGUUAAUAAAUCACUGAUAUGAUGAAUGAAUUAUUUGUAUAAAGAUGAUUAUAUUUUGUAAUCAAAUUAUAUUACAAAUUAUAUAAAAAAAUAAAGAAUUAUAUUUACAAGAAAAUGAUGAGUUAAG